UGAGCUGGUGUUGGAGAAGUACAUUUUUAUAACUAAUCUCAGUUACUAUCUUCGUUUCUCCAAUUCCUUUUGAAUUCAUAGAAUCAGACAUUUCAACUUCCAAAAAUUCAUUGUGAGAAUCAUGAGCACAACACCGGGAACGCACUCGCUUGCCUUUCGAGUGAUGAGGCUAUGCAGGCCGUCUUUCCACGUGGACGCGCAGCUGCUUGUGGACCCCUCCGAUCUCAUAGUCGGCGAAGACAUCUUCGACGAUCCAGUUGCCGCUUCACGCCUUCCUCCUCUCAUUGACAGCCAUAUCACCAAGCUCACCGAUACAUCUGAUCUCAGCUACCGCACUAGAUUCCUCCACCAACACCCUUCUGAUUCAUUCGGCCUCACUGGCCUCCUUGUCCUUCCUCAAGCCUUCGGGGCUAUAUAUUUGGGAGAAACAUUUUGCAGCUAUAUUAGCAUAAAUAACAGUUCUAAUUUUGAAGUUAGGGACGUUAUUAUCAAGGCAGAAAUUCAAACAGAGAGACAGAGGAUCCUCCUUUUAGACACAUCAAAAAACCCUGUAGAGUCAAUACGUGCUGGAGGCCGUUAUGAUUUCAUUGUUGAGCAUGAUGUUAAGGAACUUGGGGCUCAUACGCUAGUCUGCACCGCACUUUACAGUGACGGUGAUGGUGAACGCAAAUAUCUUCCUCAGUUUUUUAAGUUCAUUGUUGCCAAUCCACUUUCAGUUAGGACCAAGGUCCGUGUUGUCAAGGAAACUACAUAUUUAGAGGCAUGCAUUGAAAACCAUACAAAGACAAACCUUUAUAUGGAUCAAGUUGAGUUUGAGCCAGCUCAACAUUGGAGCGCAAAAAUAAUAAAAGAUGAUGAAAAACAAUCUGAAAAAGAUUCUCUAACCAGGGAGAUAUUCAAGCCUCCUGUUCUCAUUAGAUCUGGUGGAGGAAUUCACAACUAUCUUUAUCAAUUGCGAUUGUCUGCCCAUGGUGCUGCUCAAAGUAAUGUUCUUGGGAAGCUUCAAAUAACAUGGCGUACAAAUUUAGGUGAACCUGGUCGCCUGCAGACACAGCAAAUUCUUGGCACUGUAAAUCCCAUCACCCGUAAGGAGAUUGAAUUGUGCAUUGCGAAGGUUCCAGCUGUCAUCAACCUGGACAAGCCCUUUUCGGUGCAUUUGAAGCUGACUAACCAUACAGAUAAAGAAUUGGGCCCCUUUGAGGUUUGGUUAUCACAAGAUGGUUCUGUUGAGGAGAAGGCUGUUACAAUUAAUGGUCUUCAGACAAUGGAAUUAUCACAGUUGGAGGCAUUUGGAACCACAGAUUUUCACUUGAACUUAAUUGCCACUAAACUCGGUGUCCAAAGAAUAACAGGCAUUACAGUGUUUGAUAAAUCAGAGAAGAAAACAUAUGACCCGCUGCCUGAUUUAGAGAUAUUUGUGGCCAUCGAUUGAUUUACCAAUUAGUGUCCGCGGAGGUCUACUUUGUAUCCUAGGAGGAAUUUUACAUCCAUGGAGAAACCAAAAGGUGUUGAUAAAUCAAAGUAUCAAGUUAACUUGGAUGGUAGGAUUUGUUCUCUGGUGCUUUUUCGGUUGGGAAACAUAAGAUUAUUUUGACAAGUUAACAUAAUGUAUCUUUUUUCACAUUGAUAAUGAUUUUAUAGAGGCCUUUGACA
Ricinus communis (castor bean) is the source of this 1653-nucleotide messenger RNA. Its product is annotated as probable trafficking protein particle complex subunit 13 homolog. Bases 122 to 1432 code for a protein of 436 amino acids. Lineage: Eukaryota; Viridiplantae; Streptophyta; Magnoliopsida; Malpighiales; Euphorbiaceae. Gene Ontology annotation, cellular component: TRAPPIII protein complex. The record is from RefSeq and is a predicted model, not a curated record. The transcript is spliced from 12 exons.